UGAUAUUCAGUCUACGAUUGAGUCAUGGAAAAAUUAAUAUCACCGACGACACCUGUGCCAGUUGAUUUGGUCGAUAAUGGCUAGCCAAACAAGAGCAAGUCGUGUGGCCGAAACAAACAACUGGCGUCCCGCUUCCACAUUUUUCAACAGGGCAAACAUCGGUGGCCGCGAUAAGAUCGCGCUUUAGGUGCCCAGCAUCCGGCGCUAUCAUUCAGUCGCUGCAUAGCCAAGCUAGCAGCCGGAGGCAGCUACCGGAUUUACACAGUAUCGUAUCAAAGGGGAUACCGCAAUGUCCACACUGGAGACUGAGGUGACCUUCCGCAAGCGCGCGGAAGUGAGUCAGAGUCUGGAGGCGCAGUUUCGCAGCUCCUCAACGGACUGCAUACUGAUCACAGACCAUCGCACCUCGAAAAGCAAGAGCCUCGAGCAACUGGAGGCGGCCAGGCAGGAGCAUGAGGCAGAGCCCUCGUGUUGCAUGAGCUAUGCGAGGAAUGCGUGUCGCAUGAAGACGCUUAAGAAGCGCCUGCCGAUCAUUGAGUGGCUGCCCAAGUACGACAGGCAGGAUGCCAUUGGGGAUCUGAUAGCUGGCUUCACUGUGGGCCUCACAGUCAUUCCGCAGGGCUUGGCCUACUCGGGCGUGGUGGGCUUGCCCGCAGAGUCUGGUCUUUACGGCUCCUUCCUGGGCUGCUUUGUCUACGUCCUGCUGGGCACGUGCAAGGACAAUACCAUUGGCAGCACAGCCGUGGCCUCGCUCAUGACAUACCAGUUCGCACACGGCUCCUGGGCGCACUCGGUGCUGCUCACUUUUCUCACCGGCUUCAUUGAGAUUCUGAUGGCCAUCUUCAAGCUUGGUGCCCUGGUGGAGUUCGUGUCGGGCCCGGUUAGCGCGGGUUUCACCAGUGCCGUGUCCCUCAUAGUGCUCACAUCCCAGAUGAAGUACAUUUUGGGCGUGAACAGUGAAGGUGGCUCGUUCCUGCAGAGCUGGAUCAGCAUGUUCCGCGACAUCGAUAACUUUCGCGUUUGGGACUGCUGCCUGGGCUGCGGCUGCUUAAUCCUCCUGCUGGCCAUACGCAGCCUCAGCCAAAUACGCAUUGGCCCAAAGCAGAAGUGCGAACGUAGCCAGCUGCAGCGCGUGCUCAACGAGAUCAUCAAAUUUGUGGGCGUCACCCGCAAUGCCACGGUUGUCAUAGGCGCCACUCUGGUGGCCAUGUACCUGGAGGCGAACGACAGGAAUCCAUUUCGGCUGACAGGCUACAUACCGCCUGGCAUGCCCACCAUUUCACUGCCCAACUUCACGGUCGAGGCGCAGCCGGGCAAUGCCACAGCCGGCAUUCCCGCAGUGCCAGGCCAAAACUUCUUUGAGAUGGUGCAGAGUCUGGGCUUUGGGCUGAUUAUAGUGCCGAUUAUAGCGCUGCUGGAGAACGUGUCUGUCUGCAAGGCAUUUGCCAAGGACAGACAAAUCGACGUGAGCCAGGAACUGUUCGCCACCGGCGUGGCCAACAUGGCCACGGCCCUAGUGAGUGGCUACCGGAGCAACGGUGGUCUGGCCCGGUCCGCCGUCAACAAUGCCAGCGGCUGUCGCACCAACAUGUCCAAUCUUUACAUUGGCAUCAUAGUGGUGCUGUCGAUCAGUUACCUCACCGAGUACUUCUACUUCAUACCGAAAGCCGUCCUGGCCGCUAUCAUCAUAUCGGCCGUAGUGUUUCAGGUCCAGUACCAAAUCGUAGGGCCGAUGUGGCGCAGCAAACGCUCUGAUCUUGUGCCCGGUCUGCUGGCGUUCGUCACCUGCCUUGUGCUGCCCCUGGAAAUCGGCAUCGUUGUGGCAAUCGGAGCCAAUCAACUCUACAUACUCUACCAUGCGGCGCGGCCCAAGGUCACGCUGGAGCAACUGGAGACGGAGCAUGGCAUUAAGUUUAUAAAGAUUACGCCCGAUCGUUGCCUGAUAUUCCCCUCGGUGGAGUUCGUGAGGAACAUGGUGCUCAAGUCCGGCAGCAAGACCACGCUGCCCAUUGUCAUCGACUGCACGUACAUUUUCGCUGCCGACUUCACGGCGGCCAAGGUGAUUUCUUCCAUGGUGGAAGAUUUCCAGCGACGUCGUCAGAAGAUCAUCUUCUUCAAUCUCAAGCCGAGUGUAGUUAGCAUAUUCGAGGGUCUCAAGACCAAGCUGGUGCUCUGCUACAAUACGCACGCGCUCAGCCUGGAACUACUGCCCAAUGCCGCAGAUCUGUCGCAAUCGGUGGACUCAUUGGAGGCAGGCACCUCUACGGGUGACUCUGUAAGCAUGACCAGCACUAGCACGCUCUCCUUGGCCAAAAUGUAGAUGCCUCUCCAUGGAUUAGAAUUAAAUAUUAAACGUC
Drosophila arizonae is the source of this 2357-nucleotide messenger RNA. RefSeq names its product sodium-independent sulfate anion transporter. Gene Ontology annotation, biological process: transmembrane transport. Gene Ontology annotation, cellular component: membrane. The record is from RefSeq and is a predicted model, not a curated record. Lineage: Eukaryota; Metazoa; Arthropoda; Insecta; Diptera; Drosophilidae.